AGAGAGUCCCCAGUCAGUAACCAGACGUGAGCUGUGAGGGGCAAGCUGGCAGACGGCACUAAACACAGUCACCCAUCGGACCAUCUGCUCUCUGCCUUCCUGAGUCCCAGACUACAGAAGACAGGUGACUGUACCCUUGGCCAAGGGUAGGUGUGGCAUUGGUGUCCGCUGCUGCCGUGCCCACGUUGGCGUCCACGCAGUCAGACUCAGCAGAAGAAGCAACUGCCACCUGACGCUCUCGGCCUGAUCCAGGGCCAUUCACCAGGAGCAUGGGGCUCCCUGAUAUCCAGCUCUGGCUGGUGCUGCUGUGGGCACUGGUGUGGGCACAGGGGGCAGAGUCUGUGUGUCCCUCCUGUGGGAGUCCCACACUGGAGCCCCAAGCAGAACGAGCUCUGGUCCUCGAGCUAGCCAAGCAGCAAAUCCUCGAGGGGCUGCACCUGACCAGUCGUCCCAGAAUAACUCAUCCUCCACCCCAGGCAGCACUGACCAGAGCCCUCCGGAGACUGCGGCAAGGAAGCGUGGCUCCAGAGAAUGGGGAGGAGGUCAUCAGCUUUGCUACCAUCACAGACUCCUCCACCUCCGCCUGCAGCUCCGUGCUCACCUUCCACCUGCCCACUCCUCGGUCCCACCACCUGUACCACGCUCGCCUCUGGCUGCACGCGCUCCCCACCCUUCCUGGCACUCUUUCCUUGAGGAUUUUCCGAUGGGGCCCUGGAAGGAGACGCCGAGGAUCUCGCGUCCUCCUGGCUGAGCACCAAAUGACAACCCCAGGCUGGCACGCCCUGACUCUGCCCUCUAGUGGCUUGAGGGCUGAGGAGCCUGGUGUCCUGAAACUCCGGCUGGACUGCAGGCCCCUAGAAGGCAACAGCACAGCUGCCCGACAACCUCGGCGGCUCCUGGACACAACGGGAGAGCAGCGGCCCUUCCUGGAGCUUAAGACCCGGCCCAAUGAGCCUGGAACAGGCCGGGCCAGGAGGAGGACCCCCACCUGUGAGCCUGAGACCCCCUUAUGUUGCAGGCGAGACCAUUAUGUAGACUUCCAGGACCUGGGAUGGCAGGACUGGAUCCUGCAACCCGAGGGGUACCAGCUGAAUUUCUGCAGUGGGCAGUGCCCCCCGCACCUGGCUGGCAGCCCAGGCAUCGCUGCCUCCUUCCAUUCUGCCGUCUUCAGCCUCCUCAAGGCCAAUAACCCUUGGCCCUUGGGUACUUCCUGCUGUGUCCCCACUGCCCGAAGGCCUCUCUCUCUCCUCUACCUCGACCGUGAUGGCAAUGUGGUCAAGACAGAUGUGCCAGAUAUGGUGGUAGAGGCCUGUGGCUGCAGCUAG
Messenger RNA from Camelus dromedarius (Arabian camel), 1325 nucleotides. It is a transcript of the gene INHBE, whose product is annotated as inhibin subunit beta E. Gene Ontology annotation, molecular function: cytokine activity; hormone activity; growth factor activity. The record is from RefSeq and is a predicted model, not a curated record. The transcript is spliced from 2 exons. NCBI's taxonomy places the organism in Eukaryota, Metazoa, Chordata, Mammalia, Artiodactyla, Camelidae. Gene Ontology annotation, cellular component: extracellular region. The coding region runs from base 270 to 1325 and encodes 351 amino acids.